Molecule: messenger RNA, 1619 nt
Organism: Choloepus didactylus (southern two-toed sloth)
Lineage: Eukaryota; Metazoa; Chordata; Mammalia; Pilosa; Megalonychidae
Product: anthrax toxin receptor-like
Exons: 17
Coding region: 53-1513 (486 amino acids)
Cellular component (GO): membrane
Molecular function (GO): signaling receptor activity
Source: RefSeq, a predicted model, not a curated record
CCCUGACCCAUCUUUUCUUCUCUGCAGAUCGGGCAGUGUGAACAACCACUGGAUGGAUUUCUAUGUCUUUUUUGAAGAUCUAGUGAAUAAGUUUAAGAACCCAAAGCUGCGGAUGUCCUUCAUCUUGUAUUCCACUGAAGGCACCACCUUCAUGCCUCUCACCUCAGACAGGAAAAAAAUUGAGCAAAGUUUUGUGGAACUCAAAAAGAUCUUACCUGGAGGACCUAGCUACCUGCAGGAGGGACUUAAGCGGGCAAAUGAGCAGAUUGAGGAGCAGAUCCAGGGAGGUAAGAUGGUUUCCAGCAUGAUAAUUGCCUUUACACAUGGAACCUUAGAGCCAGGACCAUACGAGGAAACCAAGUAUGAAGCACAAAGGGCUCGGUUCAUGGGGGCAACUGUUUAUGGCGUGGGUGUCAAAGACUACGACCAAUCACAGCUGGAAGGCUUUGCAGACACAAAGGACCACGCGCUUGGAGUGACUGGAGGAUUCAGUGCCCUGCAAGGCAUCACUGACCGGCUUGCAGAAAAGAGCUGCAUUUCUCUUACAUCUUUGGAGCCUUCCACUGCUUGUGUAGGAGGAGAAUAUGCAGUGAUGGUGCGAGGAAGCGGCCUUCAGAACACCCAGAACAAAAAAUCUGUUAUCUGUAGGUUUAAGUUUAGUGAUGGCACCUCUUCAGAUGAAACAGCAAUCUCUGUGGAAGAGAAAGCCAUAGUUUGCCCUGGAGUUGAACUGGAGGAAGCUGGAGAGGAAAUCUUUGUUGAAAUCAGCCUGAACAAAGGCCAAACCUUCUUUGCCAAUAACCUCAAAUUCACCAGCCAACUCUGUGGAAAGAACCAGAGUCCUGCCCCCGUCCGCAGCACCAGAAGACUCCGUAGCACCAGAGCACCCCCUACCACCAAGACCUCACCAAAGACCCCCGCAACAGACCCACUCGAGCCUUACCCUGAAACGACCAUGGCGACGACUACCACCAUGGCUCCCAUGGUGAUUGUGACCAAAUUGUCCAACAAAUACACCCAGAUUUACUUGGUCGCCGCCAUGGUCAUGCUGUUGGCCGUGCUGCUGAUGCUGUUCAUCACCUGUUACGAGUCCAGACUGAUCAGGUUCCCAUCCUGCCUGCAGAUGCUGAGGCUCAAAAAGCCACCACCACCACCACCACCACCGCCUAAGGAGAAAGUGUGCGGGCCGCAGUGUCCCAUCAUGAUUUUCCCUUGCUGUGGAUGCUCCAGAAAUAGCUGCUCAAGGCACACGGAGGGCGAGCAGGACCGCCUGUGGUUUCUUAUUAAUCAAGAUUGUGAACCAGUGCAAACGAUGAAGCCCUCGUCCGAGAUGGGGAGGUGCCUCUCCACUCCAGCAGAGAUCCCAGGCAUGCCGAUGGUCUGUCCUUCCCCAUCUGCCCACAGUGUUGCCGCUCUCUGCCCUCCUACUCCCAGCCCUCCAGGAUGCUGCCACUCAUCCCUCCCAGCUCCCUGGCACUCCCUGCUUGCCCUACCCCCAAAGCCCAAAAGCUGAAGUGCCAAGCAGUUAAGAUGGUUAAGCUUGCUGAGCUGGACCCACAGUUUACAGUCAAUGGUGCUGGCAUUUAUGCUGAUUAUUAAAAGAGUUCAUUAGCUGGUGA